This is a messenger RNA of Parnassius mnemosyne (clouded apollo), 711 nucleotides long. The record is from the annotation of a GenBank genome assembly. NCBI's taxonomy places the organism in Eukaryota, Metazoa, Arthropoda, Insecta, Lepidoptera, Papilionidae.
AUGACACCGCCGCACAGCUUCGCGAUCCGCGAUCUUCUCCCGGAGGCCUCGUCCCGCUCGCCCUCCCCCUCCGACACCGAGCUCGACGUCACUGGCACCGAGACUCCGCCGCCGGGCUCGUCGAAGCAAACGAACGAAGAGAAGAAAAACGAAAAACCCGCAUACAGUUACAACGCCCUCAUCAUGAUGGCGAUACGAAGCAGCCCCGAGAAACGGCUGACGCUAAACGGUAUAUACGAAUAUAUAAUGAAAAACUUCCCCUACUACAAGGAGAAUAAACAGGGCUGGCAGAACUCUAUCAGGCAUAACCUAAGUCUCAAUAAAUGCUUUGUGAAGGUGCCGCGGCAUUACGACGAUCCUGGGAAGGGCAACUACUGGAUGUUGGAUCCGUCAUCGGACGAUGUGUUCAUCGGUGGUACGACCGGGAAGCUGAGGAGGAGGUCCACGGCUGCGUCCAGGUCGAGAUUAGCCGCGUUCAAAAGAGGAGCAAUCCUCCAUCCGAUGUUCGGGAAUCCGUAUGCGUCACUUGUCGGAUUGUAUCCGCCUUUGUUGUCAGUUUAUGGACGAUAUGCCCUACCUAGUCCAUUACUCCGGCUUCCUCCACCACCCCCGAGUCCUUAUCACCAGUUGUACAGAAGGAUACAUGGACUAGCGCCUCCUAUCAGUCCUCCCGCUCCGGAUCCAGAGCCGCAUCUGUUGAAGCACAGUUGA